Molecule: messenger RNA, 2265 nt
Organism: Mya arenaria
Lineage: Eukaryota; Metazoa; Mollusca; Bivalvia; Myida; Myidae
Product: solute carrier family 2, facilitated glucose transporter member 1-like
Exons: 13
Coding region: 175-1869 (564 amino acids)
Biological process (GO): monosaccharide transmembrane transport
Cellular component (GO): membrane
Molecular function (GO): hexose transmembrane transporter activity
Source: RefSeq, a predicted model, not a curated record
ACACAUUUAUACAGGAAUAGAAUUGGGUUAAGCGUGAAGUGCACGUGUAUGCAAAAUGUAACCGAGAUGUGUUGAAAUAUUCUUGUAUUAUUCUAUAUAUGGUGAUCGGUACUUAUAUAAAGCUUAGUGUAAUUUGAAACUUCGUGUGAAGGAUCUUAAUCUCCCAGGGCAGCCAUGUCGGAGGAAAUGGAAGGCGGUAUGACACCGUGGCUGUUCUUCAGCGUGGGUGUGUGUGUGUUCGGCAAUUCCUUUCUAUAUGGUUACAACAUUGGAGCCGUCAACUCUCCAGCCAGGUUGAUCAAAGCCUUCUACAGCCAAAUCUACUUGGCUAGAGAUGGAAAAGAAACCAUUUAUAACUUUACAGACAGGAGUCUUUAUUAUGUAGAGUUGCCUAGCGACAGUAACUACCAUAAUAACAUGAGUGACGUCACACAUGAUGUAAUGUACACAUCCACUAUGGCAACUGAUGUACAUUCUAACGUAACUGUAAGGCCAGCAUUACUUGCCAGAACUGAAGAAGAGAUUGAAGGGGACAAUUACAUCGAACUGAUGUGGUCAAUAACGGUUGCGUUGUUUGUAUUCUUUGGAAUGAUUGGAGCCUUCGCAUCUGGACGGAUCGCGGACUACUUUGGAAGAAAAAAGGGGUUGAUCAUGAUAGCGUUCCUCCAAAUCUUGGCGGGGAUCACAGGAGGAAUUCCUACGCUUGCGAGGUCGCCGGAAUGUUUGCUUAUCUCUAGAAUUCUCGUCGGGCUACAUAGCGGUAUCAACAUCAGUCUGGCCUCCCUGUACCUGGCGGAAGUAGCUCCCAGAAAGAUCCGAGGGGCGAUAGGCACCUGUCAUCAGCUGUUUAUAACUGUUGGGAUUAUGUUCUCCAUGGUGCUUGGCCUUCCGGAACUAUUAGGCACGUGGAGGUUAUGGCCAAUCGUGUUCGCGUUCAAUGCGGUCCCCUCCAUCGUCUGUCUGAUACUGUUCCCACUGUGUCCAGAGAGUCCCCGGUAUCUGCUCAUCAAGAAGAACGACGAGGAUGGCGCACGGAAAGCGCUGGUCAAGCUACGCGGGUUCGAAGACGUAAACGUGGAAAUGGAGGAGAUGAGACAAGAAGCACGCCGUGCAACGUCCGUCAAGAUGUUCACACUGAAAGAGCUGUUGACCACCCCGGAGCUGAAAUUACCGAUCAUCAUUGCCUGCUUCCUUCAACUGGCACAACAGUGGUCAGGCAUCAACGCUGCGAUGUCGUAUUCAACAUUCAUCUUCUCCCAGGCAAGCGUGCCAGAAAACAUCAUUCCGUACGUCAUCGUUGGUCAGGGUGCCAUCAACGUCAUCAGCUCCAUAUUCGCCGUCCCCCUGAUGGAAAAGCUAGGACGUCGACCGUUGCUCAUAUUCCCAAUGGGAAUGAUGGUGGCCUCGUUUGUAGUACUUUCUGUCUGUCUCAACCUGCUGCAAUCAGGAAAUUACGAGGAACAGAGGAUGACACUUGCAAUCAUUUGCAUAGUCGUAGUUCAUACAUACGUCAUUGGAUUUGCAUUAGGACUAGGGCCAAUUCCAUUCAUCGUGUGCGGGGAGAUAUUCAGACAAGCCCCGAGGGCGGCUGCCAUGAGCCUCUCUCUCGCGUUCAACUGGGUCGGAAACUUCACCCUCAUGCUUACAUUUAGAUUUAUUCAGAAAAGUAUUGGUUCCUACACCUACCUUAUCUUCAUCUUUAUUCUCGUCGGGGCCAUCAUCUUCAUCGUGGUGUUCGUGCCGGAGACGAAGAACAAGACGUUCGAUGAAAUAGCUCGGUCAAUAGCCUUUGGGCGGGCAAAGAAUACCGGUGGCUUGGAUGUUCAGGAGGAAGAGGAAAUGCAGCCAAUGGAAGAAAAGCGACGUUAACUGUUUUGUUUUGAUUGCCAGUUUACUGCAUUUCACUUAACGGAGCAGACACAGAAAAAACAAGCAACAAACUUUAAAAAAGCCAUUUUUAAUACCUAAAACCUAAAAUAAAACAAUAAUGUCCAAAGGCCAACUAAAAACAGUAUCCACGACAUUGCUAUACGAAAAAAUACUUGACAAAUAUGAAGGGCAUCGAUUUAUUACUAGUAAUAUUUUUAAUCAUAAUUAACACCGUGACAUUUCUAGAUCUCAUACAGUUUGUUUGUUUGUUUGUUUAUUUACGCAUUUUGUAGGAUAACAAAUUGAAUAGAAAAGUAUACAAAAUUCACAUUUGUAUAUGAAAUGUAUGUUUAUAAGCCGAAAUGAUUACUAUUGUUGGGAUAAUAAACAUAAUAA